Molecule: messenger RNA, 1014 nt
Organism: Closterium sp. Yama58-4
Lineage: Eukaryota; Viridiplantae; Streptophyta; Zygnematophyceae; Desmidiales; Closteriaceae
Source: the annotation of a GenBank genome assembly
AUGUGCGCUGACGGAAGCAUCCUCUGCUCCCCUUCCCGCCUCCCGUUCUCCCAUUCCCGCCUCCCGUACCCCUGUGACCGCCGGCCAAUCCUUCCUUCCGCCGCCCGAACUCCCCAUCCCGCUACCCGAUCUCCCCUUUCCGCCUCCCAGUCUCCCCUUUCCGCCUCCCAAUCUCCCCUUUCCGCCUCCCAGUCUCCCCUUUCCGCCUCCCAAUCUCCCCUUUCCGCGCUCCCGAUUUCCCCUUCCCGCUUCUCAAUCUCCCCUUUCCGCCACCCAAUCUCCCCUUCCCGCCUCUCAAUCUCCCCUUUCCGCCUCUCAAACUCCCCUUCCCUGCAUCCCCUCUCCCCACCCUGCAUCCGCUCUCCCAGCCUGCAUCCACAUCUCCCCAUCCCUGCAUCCACAUCUCCCCUUCCCUGCAUCCCCCUCUCCCCAUCCCUGCAUCCGCCUCCCCCCGCUACCUCACAGAACCUUUUCCCACCACCCUCCUCUGACCCAACCCUUUCACCCUUCUCCAUGUGGGGCACUGCAUCCCCAACCGCCAUGAAGUCAGCGGGGCUGGUUCUCUAUGGCCCGGGGGGCAAAGGAGCUGCCAAUCUCGCAGUCUGCCCCCCCCCCUCCCCCACCCUCCCUCCCAAGCCCCAUCUCUCCCCCCGCCCUCCCCUUGCCCCCAAAACCCCUCUCUCCCUUCUCUCUCUUCUCUCCCUUCCCUCCCUUCCCUCCCUUCCCUCCCUUCCCUCCCUUCCCUCCCUUCCCUCCCUUCCCUCCCUUCCCUCCCUUCCCUCCCUUCCCUCCCUUCCCUCCCUUCGUCCCUUCCCUCCCUUCCCUCCCCCUUCCCUUCCCUCCCUUCCCUCCCUUCCCUCUCUUCCCUCCCUUCCCUCCCUUCCCUCCCUUCCCUCCCUUCCCUCUCUUCCCUCCCUUCCCUCCCUUCCGUCCCCCUUCCCUCCCUUCCCUCCCUUCCCUCCCUUCUCUCCUUCUGCUCCCUUCUCCCAUCGUUUUCGACCACUCGUUCCAUGA